Nezara viridula (southern green stink bug) is the source of this 2429-nucleotide messenger RNA. The record is from the annotation of a GenBank genome assembly. Lineage: Eukaryota; Metazoa; Arthropoda; Insecta; Hemiptera; Pentatomidae.
GUUCCACUAUUCCCCAACCUUCGUUAAGUUUUUAUUUUUUUGUUAUGUUUUAGGCUGUGCCCGGACAAAUAAUUUUUGUAACAAUCAUUGUAAAUAACAUUUUAAACAUACGUUUCAGAAAUGUCUCAUCAGACAGGAAUCAAGGCUAAUGAGAAAUUGAAGAAAUUCUUUGCCAAAUGUCACAAUGGAAAGACAAGGUUGUUUAAAGUUACUAUAGAAAAUGAGGAAUUGACACUUGCUGCACAAAUUGAAAGCAAAGGUACCUGGGAAGAUGAUUUUCGCAAAAACAUAAAUAAACUUCUGGAAAAUGAUCAACCAACAUAUGUUAUGUGCAGAUUGGAUGGGAAGAAUGAUACUGGUGGCUAUAGAUGGUUGUUGCUUUCAUGGUCACCAGACGAUUCACCUGUUAGACAAAAAAUGUUGUACGCCUCAACAAAAGCUACCUUGAGACAAGAAUUUGGUGGAGGUCAUAUUGCGAGGGAAUCACAUGCCUCAGCAUUGGAUGAAUUAGAUUCAGUUAUUAAAGAAAAAAGUCCUGGACCUCUUACAAGUGAAGAAGAAAUGGCCAAGGAAACAAGAGUUCCAAUUACUAUGGACACAAGUGGAGCUUGUUUAAAUUCUCUUCAUAUGCCUCUUGUUGAGGAAGCAAAAGGUGGUCUAGAAAAAUUUGGUUCAAAACUGGUUAACUAUCUUCGUUUUAGUAUUGAUUUGGAUGAAGAAAGAAUCUUAUUAGAUUUAUGUGAACAAAUUGAGGCGAAAGAACUUGCUUCAAAAGUCCCUGAGAAUUCUGCUAAAUAUCAUCUUUUCAGGUUUCAAUAUGAAUUUGGAAAUGAGAGUAAACAAGCCUUGGUGUUUGUUUAUUCAAUGCCUGGUUACUCUUGUCCUAUAAAAGAAAGAAUGCUUUACUCAAGUUCGAAAGCUCCUUUAAUAGAAUCAAUUGAAUCUACGUUAGGAGCUAAAAUUGACAAAAAGAUGGAAGUAGAUUCAGGUAAAGAAGUAUCUGAAGAUUGCUUGAUUGAAGCUCUGCAUCCCCCUGAACCUGAGGUAGCAAAGAAGUUCGAUAAGCCUAAGGGCCCUCCUAACAGGGGAGCCAAGAGGAUCACUAAGUCUGUGCGGCAGUGCUCUGUUCUUAACUGAUGUGGAGUAAUCAAGAUCUGCAAUAUUUAAUUAUAUCUAAAUGAAAUUAUUUUUAUAAAAUUAUCAGAUUAUAUAUUAUAUUUAAUAGAAUAUUUUAUCAUUAAAAUGAAAUUAUGAAUUAAAUUGGAAGAAUAAUAAAAUGUACCAAUGUGUUCAUAUGGAAUUCUAAAUUUUUUUAUUAGUGAGCUAAAUUUUAAAGUACAACUGUAUUGUAUGAAUUAAUGUUCCUGUUUUAUUUGUGUAUUAAUCGUCUGGAAUAAAGAUCUGUCGUAGACUUUUUUCAUAGAUAGAUGUGGAAUAGAUAGAUGUGUUGUGCUUUAAGGGAAAAUUGGGCUAAGGAAGGCUCCCAUUAUGGGUGGGAGCCAUGCAUUUAUGUAGAAUCUCCUUGUAACUCUAUGGAUAUUUUAGUUAUUUGUUUCUAUAUUUAUCGUCUUUUAUGUUGAUUAUUAGUAAUAUUUUAGAAAACUGAUUUUAAAAUGCUUUUUCAUUGGUCAGUAGUUCUGCACUAGGUUAUGUUCCUAAAUCAAACAUUUUGCCUAUUGUUUUGUGAUGAGGAAGAAUUAUGUCUGAGAUAAUUGUUUAAGUGAAUUUAUAAGUUAAUAUGCUGCAUAUAACAUAUGUAUGCUUAUAAAUUUAAAAUUUUUGUAACCUUUCUCUGGCUGACCAGUUUAUUAAUCGGUUAAUGUAUACUUUAGAAUGAUAUGAUGAUAUUUAAAGAUGCCAACAGUGUAAUCAAGGUUGUGAUGCUUUUUACAGCCUUUAUUUAUUUAUUUUAAUAUUUUUGACAAAAGUAUAUAUAUUUUUUAUUAUUAGUAGAGAAUAUUUAAUAUCCUAAAAAUUUUGCCAAUAUUUUAUUAACUUCCUUGUAAUUUAUUGUUGUUUAUUUUUGUAUUAUAGUGCAGUAAAAUUAAAAUACGGAAUAAUUCAAUUUAAAUAAAGUUUUCACUAUUCUGACCAGGUACAUCAGAUUUCAGCUGUACCAGCUGGUGAGCUUGCAUAUUAUUUGUGUAAUUCUGUUGAAAUUGAUUGUUUAAUAUAUCCAUUAAAUAUAGUAAAUGUUUUAUUAAAUUUAUAGUUAUUGUGAAGAUUUAAUACUAUUUUUAAUGUGAUAUAUUUUUGCAAAUUAACAAUAUAUGAUGCUUAUUAAUGUAGUUAUUCUUAUGAUUAAAAAGAUUAACUACUUAUUUUCGUUGCAGUUAUACACACAAAAAUAUUACAGAUAAUGGAAAAUGUCUUACUAAAUUUAGCCAUAAAUAUAAGAUUUACUUAUUAUGUGAUAUUAUCUUGCCCAA